AUGGAUGCCAUUGUCGAGAACCUCGUCCUCGAGGGUGACAACCUUGCUCCCAACGUCAUGGAGUUCGGCAGCGACAACUACUGGCGCUGGGGCCGCAAGUCCAUCACCAGCAAGAACAAGAACAAGGUCAUGCUCUCCGUCUCCGGUGUCCAGUGCGACCUUCGCGAUGUCAGCUACUACAUCAAGAAGAAGGAAGGAUUCCCCAGUAUUACUGACAAGGGUGUCAUGGACAUCUUCCUCGGCGGUACCGGCUUGAGCUUCAAGGUCGCCAUGGAGACUGCAGACAAGACCGACGGCAAGCACUUCUUCAAGGUCAACACUGUUCAUGUUGACAUCAAGAACAUCAACAUCAAGCUGAAGCAGUCCAACCACAAGCUUCUCUUCAACAUGUUCAAGCCUCUUCUUCUCAAGGUCAUGCGUCCUGCCAUCCAGAAGGUUGCCGAGACCCAGAUCCGCAACAACAUUCACCAGCUCGACGAGAUGCUCUAUGGUAUCCACCAGGAGGCCAAGAGAGCUGAGGCCCAAGCUAAGAACAACCCUGACCCCGAGAACAUCCAGAACAUCUACCAGCGCUACGCCACUGCCGCCCAGCAGAAGUUCACCAAGGGCAAGCAAAAGAAGGACGAGGUUGCUGCCGACAAGAAGGUCAACAUGGCUGUCACCCAGCACGACAGCAUCUUCAAGAACAUCUCCCUUCCCGGCGGUAUCAGCACCAAGGCUACCGAGUACAAGGACCUUGCCGCCAAGGGCGACAAGUGGGAGUCCCCCAUCUUCAGCAUCGGAUCUUCUAAGGAGACUUCCAACCUGCCCAAGAUGGCUGCCAUCACCCGCAAGCCCCACCGUGUCAACCAGGAGGGCGUCCGUGGUCCCAACAACCUCGGCACCAACUCGUACGGUGCAGGAUUUAAUGGAUCCUCUGACACUGGCCCCAGCGGUGGGCUCAACAACUCGAGCAACACUGGCUACGGAAGCACUGGCUACGACUCCCAGAACACUGGUUACCACGGUGGCUCCAACACUGCCGGUCUUACUGGCCAGGUGCCCGUUCGUGGUGGCAACACUCUUGGCUCUGGCCUUGACCAGAACACUACCAACACCACUGGAUACCACCAAGGCUCGUCUCACUUCGGUGCCGGCGAGGGUCCCAUGGGUGCUGGCCGUGAGUCUACUGGUGCUGGUAACUUUGGAGGUGAGGUCGACCGUGCCUUCCACGAUGCUACCCACACCGGUGCUACUACCGGUACCACCGGCACUACCGGCACUUCCACUGGUGUCCAGGGUGAUGAAAGUCAGCACACCUUCUUCGGCAAGAACAACCCUGUCUUCCAGGGUCGUGUUUAA
Aureobasidium uvarum is the source of this 1341-nucleotide messenger RNA. NCBI's taxonomy places the organism in Eukaryota, Fungi, Ascomycota, Dothideomycetes, Dothideales, Saccotheciaceae. The record is from the annotation of a GenBank genome assembly.